This is a messenger RNA of Umbelopsis ramanniana AG, 748 nucleotides long. RefSeq lists its product as uncharacterized. Gene Ontology annotation, cellular component: membrane. Gene Ontology annotation, biological process: vesicle-mediated transport. The transcript has 6 exons. The coding region runs from base 51 to 713 and encodes 220 amino acids. The record is from RefSeq and is a predicted model, not a curated record. NCBI's taxonomy places the organism in Eukaryota, Fungi, Mucoromycota, Umbelopsidomycetes, Umbelopsidales, Umbelopsidaceae.
GGAAAUUUUCAGGACGUUUAGACCACCACUUGUCCUUUGCCAAAUCAUAAAUGUCAAGCUCAGCAGAAAGCAAUUUUCGCAACAGCUUGCGAGGCUUUAACUCAAACUCUAGAGGAGGGGGAGUACAACUACCAACAAAUACUAAUGACGGAGGAAAUGCAUUUAGUCGAGGAUGGUCGUCGUUUACAUCCGGAGCGGUCGAUGCCAUGGACAAUGCCCGCAGAACAGUGCAAGGAUAUGUUCCAGUCAAUGCACAGGAAGAAGUCGAUGAGCCAUGGUUCCAAAUGUCAAGGUGGGAGCGAUUAACAGCAUGCGCUUUAUGUAUUGUCCUCGGAUUAGCUUGCUUUGCCAUGGCGUUCUUCUUGUUCUUGCCAGUGCUGGUCCUUUUCCCCGGAAAAUUUGCUGCCACGUUUACCUUGGGCAGUAUCUUGAUGUUACUUAGCGUGGCAUUGUUGCGAGGACCAUGGGCACAUGUCAAGCAUAUGAUGUCUGUGGAGAGACUGCCAUUUACUGCCGCUUACGUUGGUACUAUGGCGCUGACGCUUUACUUUUCAUUGGGGGCACGUAACUACAUUUUGACCAUUAUUGCGGCUGUCCUUCAAAUAAUUGCGCUUCUCUGGUAUUUCGGUUCGUAUGUUCCAGGUGGCGUAUCCACUCUUCGUUACGGAUCAUGGAUGGUUGGAAGACAAGCUGCCACUCUAUUGCCUUUUUAAACCAUUUAAUAAAUUGUAUGUAUUUUGCUUUUUUU